AUGUCAUUAUCAAACCUCACGACUGUCGCUCCUGCCUGGGUCAAAGAUCCCGAUGGCAGAGGUACCUGGGGGCUGGUUCAGUCAUGUCUAGUGACGCUGAUCCUUUGUGUCUACACCGCAAUUCAUCUCAACAUUCGGCCAAACCAGACGGAGAAACAGUCAUGGAUACGACGUAUCAGAGCAACACUGAUCGCAGCUGUCGCGCCAGAGUAUGUCUUCAUCUGUGCCCUUGCGCAGUGGAAAGCUGCCAAAAGCCUGCAGACGAGGCUCAAUACGAUCAAACAAGCUAUAGACCAUGAGGCAAUCAAAGCUAACAGUCUUAAGAAAUAUCAUUGCGAAGCAUGUGGCGCCGCAAAUGAUGACGAAGUCCCGCCAGAGGCCCAGCCGGGUGAGGCUGAUCAACAACGACCAUCGACUUCUUAUAUUCAUGACUCUGGUGGGCCUGCGAAACUAGGAUCCCAUGAUUUAGAAUUGGGCAGGCGUAAGGAUAAUUCAGAACCUUCGCCCAAGCCCAAUCUCGCCUCUUCAGACCACACAAAACCACCCACCUCCAAGUGGAAAUUUUGGGCCUCAAGGCGGAGACACCACAAUGAUACAACCAAUCAUUGGACCCUACGCCAGGCAUUUUUCAUUGUCGCCGGUGGAUACGUAGUAGAUAGCAGAUCCUUCUGGGUAGAACCAUAUCUGACCAUCACGCCUGCUGGAGCCGUCGAGCUCGCAAGCUUGGGUAUCCUACCGACCAUUCCAGUCAGCGUCCUGGAUGACAAGACAAAAGCGGAUCCAAUGACGAAAAUUCUGGUUUGUGUACAGGCCGGCUGGUUCAUCAUUCAGUGCAUUACGAGACUUGCACAAGACCUGCCCAUCAGCUUAUUGGAGAUCCACACUCUGGCACACGUACUCGUGGCAUUUUGUAUGUAUCUACUUUGGUUCUCGAAACCUUAUAACGCUCUAUCACCAAGGAUUUGCAAGGAAACAAAGGUCGUGGAGACAAUCGCACUUAUGUGUCUUUCCACAGAAACGCGAUUUUCUCCACAAGGAGAAAAUCGUUGUGCACUCAGGCAUCAUAUUUCUCGCAAGCUUGUACGUUUAAGUCAGGACAAGGCAGCCAAAAGCUACUACAGAAGGAGAGGUUCAACUCGUAAGGCUCAGGAAGCCGUCGCACUAGGGGAGACAUCUAGGAAUACUGCUCUCUCAGGACGGGAGCGAGUUACUUUGGCUCAAAUUUGGGGCACGGAGGGCGAAGGAAGUCGACAACCGCCUCACCGCAGCAUGAGUGAAGGCGACUUGAGGACUCGAAGAAAACAGCCAAACCGCUGUCUAUCGCAUUCUGCAGCGAAAACGUUCGGUCGUGAGCUGUCACCUUCGAGACUUGAAAGGGUUGAGAUGCAUUACGCCCUUGUUUCGAAUGCCUUGGAUCGAUAUAAGGCGAAGAAGCAGCAUUUAAUGUGGGAAGGUUCCUCGAACUUUUAUGGAGACUCUAUUAAAGGCGUCUACUUCCGAAACAACUAUGUUUUACAAGAGCUUAGCGACUUCAGUAGAUAUAAAGGCUUCAAUCUCGACAAAGAAUACGGUCCAAACCCGGAAAGUACACAAUUGCACUUGACGCCCACACAUCAAGUCUCGUGGCAUACCAUUCUGGUAUUCAUCUUCUACUCCGCAUUUCAUCUCACUGCAUGGAACGCCGAGUUUCCAACCACAGUCGAGCGUUGGCUUUGGAGAGGCUCAGCGCUGGUCUUGCUGGCAAUACCAGUCGUCACAUCGUUCAUGAUACCCUUAUUGAUCAUCCUUAUUUUGAUUCAGGGUCCUUUAGAAAAAUUUGCUUUGAAAUAUUAUAAAAAAUCCUGGAGUGAUGAUGGGGUCGCAGUAAUUACCAGUCUAAUUCCGUAUACGAUCUACCUUGCAGUCGCCGUAGCGGGUCGAGCGUACUUCCUGGUAGAGUCAUUCGUCAGCUUGCGGAAACCCGUGCCUGGACUGUAUGAUACAGUCGAGUGGACCAAUUUCUUGCCUCAUGGGUAA
Molecule: messenger RNA, 2016 nt
Organism: Bacidia gigantensis
Lineage: Eukaryota; Fungi; Ascomycota; Lecanoromycetes; Lecanorales; Ramalinaceae
Exons: 2
Coding region: 1-2016 (671 amino acids)
Source: RefSeq, a predicted model, not a curated record